AUGGACGCGUCUUCGUUGAGCUCUCAAGAUUCCGCUCAUUUGAACCGAUUGAUCGAACAGAAACAAAUGAAAGAUUUCUUGAAAUUAUAUUCUUCAUUGGUCGAAAGAUGUUUUACAAGUUGCUGUCAAGAUUUUACGUCGAGGGCUUUGUCUUCAAAAGAAGAAAGUUGCGUCAACAAUUGUGCGGAUAAAUUUUUGAAACACUCGGAAAGAAUCGGUGCUAGGUUUUCCGAACACAACGCAGAGAUGAUGCAAAAGCGAUCUUAA
Messenger RNA from Puccinia triticina, 267 nucleotides. RefSeq lists its product as uncharacterized. The record is from RefSeq and is a predicted model, not a curated record. The transcript is spliced from 2 exons. Bases 1 to 267 code for a protein of 88 amino acids. NCBI's taxonomy places the organism in Eukaryota, Fungi, Basidiomycota, Pucciniomycetes, Pucciniales, Pucciniaceae.